GAGCCUGAAAGUGGAAUAUCAUUGUAACUAUUUCACAGUCUGCCCAGAAAUAAAAGAAAGAUCUACAAAUCCUAUCCCCUUUCACCUGCUCCCUACUAUUUGCCCGCAAAACCAAAAGAACCAUCUCCUUCCCCCAGCUUCAUCCGAAUAGACCCCUCAACCACUAUAAUGACCCAAUUAGUCUGGCUCAUCACAGGCUGCUCCUCAGGCCUCGGCCUAGAACUCUCCCGCGAAGUCCUGAAAAGAGGCCACCUCGUAAUCGCCUCCUCGCGGUCCCCAGAAAAGACACCCCAUCUCGUCGACGAGAUCCAGCAAGCAGGUGGCCACUGGAUCGCCCUCGACGUCACAAAGGACAAUGUCCAACAACAGGUAGACAGCGCAGCACAAAUCCAUGGACGUAUCGACGUCCUCGUGAACAAUGCCGGCUACGGCAUCGCCGGCGGCUUCGAGGACCUCAGACUUAGCGACUUCCAAACCCUCUUCAACACAAACCUCUACGGCACAAUCCGCACAACCCAAGCCGCCCUCCCACACAUGCGCGCCGCCCACACCGGCACAAUCAUAAACAUCUCCUCCACAGGCGGCCUCCGCGGCCUCCGCGGCCUCGCCGCCGUCUCCGCCUACGCGUCCUCCAAAUUCGCCCUCGAAGGCCUCUCCGAAUCCCUGGCAGCCGAGUACGCCGCCGACUUCGAUAUCCGCGUCGUGCUCGUCGAACCGGGGCCCUUCCGCACCUUAUUCCGCGACCAGCCCACCUUCUCACCAGCCGCGGGGCGUAUGAGCGAGUUCUACAAGGGCACGGCGGCCGAGGGGGUGCUGAAGCACCUCGAGUCCGGGGGCGGGACGCAGGCUGAGGAUCCCGAGAGGGCUGCGCGGCAAAUGUUUGAUUUUGUGACGGGACAGGGGCUGGCGGAGGGGUUUCUGAGGCUCCCGCUGGGUAAGGCUGCUGUUAAGACGGCGAGGGACAAGGUGGCGGAUCUGGAGCGGAAUAUUGAUGCCGUGGCUCAUAUUGCCAAUGCUUGCGACUUUGAUGAGUUGAGAGAAAGCCAGGUAAACGUUUGGAACGAGGUUCGAAUCUCACUACAGAGGAUCCGCAAGAUCGUUACAAAGUGACAAUGGGCUGAGAGGAGCUGUUUCUUUGGAGUGGGACUUCAUAGUCGUAAGACGAAGACUCUCGUCAACUUUGACUCGCCGCUAAGACUAUGCGAGGCAGCAGAACUAAGAUACAGAGUCAGAAAGACGGCAUAGAACUAUAUUGGUAUCAACUUACUAGUCUCCAGCUUCUCGAGAUAUCUGAAGCCAAACCCAUAAUGCGCAUCCCAUCUUACCUGUAAUCCAUCUCUCAUCACGCCUCCAACAUUAAACAUCACUUCAAGGUCAUGCAGCAUGAUUGACAAAAAAGAACAUCAUGUACGUUUGGCCCCCAGAGUAUACUACACUGAACCUUGUAUCAGACUCCUUUAAAAUGCUCCCCUGUGCCGAGAGUACAUGUCCAGUAGAUUGAAUAUC
This is a messenger RNA of Colletotrichum phormii, 1506 nucleotides long. RefSeq names its product putative short chain oxidoreductase/dehydrogenase. The transcript is spliced from 3 exons. The record is from RefSeq and is a predicted model, not a curated record. Lineage: Eukaryota; Fungi; Ascomycota; Sordariomycetes; Glomerellales; Glomerellaceae. Bases 169 to 1110 code for a protein of 313 amino acids.